Trypanosoma grayi is the source of this 1398-nucleotide messenger RNA. RefSeq lists its product as hypothetical. The record is from RefSeq and is a predicted model, not a curated record. Gene Ontology annotation, biological process: retrograde transport, endosome to Golgi. The transcript has a single exon. Gene Ontology annotation, cellular component: Golgi membrane; Ric1-Rgp1 guanyl-nucleotide exchange factor complex. Lineage: Eukaryota; Euglenozoa; Kinetoplastea; Trypanosomatida; Trypanosomatidae. Bases 1 to 1398 code for a protein of 465 amino acids.
AUGGGCGCACCGCAGCUCAUUCGGGGCGAGCAUCAGUGCCGCAGGCAACGCGGAGCAGCGCAGUCAGGUGGCCGCUUGAUGUUGCUGAGCGCGACGCUGCACCGCGGCUGGUACACCGCCGGUGACGUUGUGCGGGCGGAAGUGCGUCUUCAUGGCCUGCCGAUACCGCCGGACGGGGAGACUAGUGCGCUGGCCACGCGGUUCGGCCGGGGAGACAAUUACUUUGUCGGGGUGGACGCUGACGCGCCGCCAAUGGUUCGGGUGCAGGUGCUCUCGGCACAGAUAGUUGGCAUUUGUGUUGUAGACUCUAGGCGUAUUCGCUACAGGGUUGGGGUGGAGAAGUCGAUAUCUAAACUGUGCCCAGGCGUAGCUAACGAUAUGUUCCCCAAGGACCAUGACGUCUAUACACUUUUCUGCUCCGAUGAAUUCACACUUGCGAAGGACUUACUCUUGCGUGAACGAGAGUGCAAAGCGGCCGUGGUGACAUUUACUCUACCGGAAUACUUACCACCUUCCUUUCGUGGACAGUGUGUGCGCUUCUACUAUGGCCUCCAUAUGCAAGGCACGUGGUGCGGUCCACGCGAACCGUGCGCGCCGGUGAAGCUGCGCCUCCCCAUUAAAGUUCUUUCGUCGCCAUCUGUCAUUGUCCCGCUGCUAAUUCCCACACGCUUCCCACUGGAGUGCUUUGAUUUUAAAGAGAAAGUCCUGUUGCUCCAGCCUGUGCCGUCGCCAGCUGUGACAGACCCGCUCCAGGACUCGGUAUCGCCAUUGAAGGUGGAGACAUUUGAUGUGCGUCACAUCCGCAGUAGGGUGGCACACUCUCUGGCGAAACGCCUCGCGGAGCAGCGAACACCUCUGGAAUUUCCACUGAAACUCGCAGGGGAGUCUGCCCUGACGGUGGCUGUGGUGUCAACAACCGUAAUGAUCGGCGACUCACUGAAUGGCGUAUUUCUUCUUCGGAAAAACACCAAUGCGGUGCCAGUGAAGGUUUUGGGAACCCUUGAGUUCCUCGAGUGCUGUCGUGCAGAUCUUCUGAAUAGUGGUAUCACGUGCCACCCGCUGCCGGGAGGAGAAAAGGGAUUAGUUGUUGCGCAGACUAGUGUGAUUGAGGAGUUGGAAUGGGUUCUACUUGACCGCACAUCGGUGCUUUUUUCCGUCUCCUUCACAAACCCAAACCUUUACGCAUCGAUGCAAACAGAUGUAGUGACAACCUGCUGGCAGCUACGACUGCGUUUUUUCUGGUGCAAGUCUUCUACACGGAAACAAUGUUCUGCGAGCCAUCGUGAGGAACUGAAGAUAGAGGAAGAAGAGUCGGAGUUGGUGGUGCCACUGAUUAUUGUGCCACCACCCCACCCGGAGCAUCCUCACAUGGGUGCCACACUCCAGGUUUUCUGCUGA